AUGUUGCAGUUAAUGCCCCAACUCUCCAUAUGCCCAGACCAUCCGUUUGGCUACCAGGAGGUCCAGCCCUGUCCAUGGUCCUCCCCAACUACAUCCAAGAACCUCAAGGGUAGCUACAGGUAUCCGGCUCUGCAGAAGGAGGAGCCAGGACCAUUCCACCUGCCCCUGCCUGGGAGCUGGACAGGGCACCUGGCCGUGCUGCUUAGCAAGCUGGGGCUUCCAGCUCAAAGCCUGGCGCUCUCGCAGGACGAGGCUGCCAUCCGCCACCAGGCCACCUAUUCUCUCUGGGGACAUGUCUGUGUGCUCUCCCAGACGGCAGUGCUGCCCGCCUCCCCACGUUAUGCUCCUAGUCCUAACCCCUUUCCCACCUUCAUGCCCGAGAUCCCUCUACCCCCUCAACAGCACCACCUGUGCCUCUGUGAUGAGGACACCCUCAUGCCUGGCCUGUGUGCCCAGAGCCAGAAGCACCCGGGAAUUCCUGUCCCUGCCGGGGACAGCCCUUCACCAGGGGCCGAUGGAUCACUGUUCAAGGUCCUCAAGUCCCCCUCUGAGUCCAAAUCGCCCCCUCCCUCCCACCGCUCUGCCCUGGUGGACGACACUGAGGAUGUGUCCUUGGACUUUGGCAACGAAGAGGAGCUGGCCUUUCGGAAAGCCAAGAUCAGGCACCCCUUGGCCACCUUCUUCCACCUGUUCUUCCGAGUGAGCGCCAUCGUCACUUACGUGGGCUGCGACUGGUUCAGCAGAAGCUUUGUGGGCUGCUUCGUCACCGUGCUCCUCCUUCUGUCCUUCGACUUCUGGUCUGUGAAGAACGUAACUGGGAGGCUCAUGGUGGGCCUCCGCUGGUGGAACCAGGUCGAUGAAGAUGGGAAAAGCCACUGGAUUUUUGAAGCCAGAAAGGUCUCUCCGAACAGCAUCGCCGCCACCGAAGCAGAAGCCCGGAUCUUCUGGCUCGGCCUCAUUAUCUGCCCGAUCAUUUGGAUUGUGUUCUUCUUCAGCACCUUGUUUUCCUUGAAGCUAAAGUGGCUGGCCCUUGUGAUAGCGGGGAUCUCUCUCCAGGCCGCUAACCUGUAUGGCUACAUCCUGUGUAAGAUGGGAGGCGAGAGUGACAUCAGCAAAGCCGCAGCCAGCUUUCUGUCCCAGACGGUGUUCCAGACGGCCUGCCCACGUGACUUUGAGAAGCCUGGCCUCGAGGGGCUGGAGAUCCACAAGUGUUAG
Myotis lucifugus (little brown bat) is the source of this 1215-nucleotide messenger RNA. RefSeq names its product trans-golgi network vesicle protein 23 homolog A (gene TVP23A). The record is from RefSeq and is a predicted model, not a curated record. Gene Ontology annotation, biological process: vesicle-mediated transport; protein secretion. Gene Ontology annotation, cellular component: Golgi membrane. The coding region runs from base 1 to 1215 and encodes 404 amino acids. The transcript is spliced from 10 exons. Lineage: Eukaryota; Metazoa; Chordata; Mammalia; Chiroptera; Vespertilionidae.